This is a messenger RNA of Owenia fusiformis, 1251 nucleotides long. The record is from the annotation of a GenBank genome assembly. Lineage: Eukaryota; Metazoa; Annelida; Polychaeta; Sabellida; Oweniidae.
UCUGUUUGCUUCUAUGAGUAAAAUCCACGGGACUUUCGUGACUCGCCAAAUCGUUAGUUUUAAUUGAAGAACUAAUUGGAAUCCCGAAGACAUAAAUAGCGAACAGGAAAACUUAGGUUUAGAACGGAUUUUAGCGAGAAAUCGACACUUUCCCGAGGAAAUUUAUGGGAAAUUGAGCGCAAACGUUGCUGAAAUAGAACGGCUGAAUAAAUAUUACUUCAUGGAAAGAAAGCUCUGUAAUUGAGACAUCACACCCUAAGAUGAUGGCAACCGCGAUUCCUAUGGCAUUUACAGUCAAAACAGAACCUAAUUGCGUGAUUUCAAAAGGAGGAAUACAAUGGGGAGACUGUACUAACAAAGGCCAAAAGUUAGUCCAAGGAUCUGCGCAAACCUAUGUAUUUAGCGAACAAUUUCAGGAUUUAACGGACCACAAUCAGAAUAAAUCAGCGUUCACGCCAACAGGUUCCCAAUACGUUAUUAAAGAGACUAUUCAAACAGACGCAGCUGAUUGUCGGACGCAAAAGAUUUGCGCAUAUUCGGGUCUCGAUUCACCAAUGCUUUAUCCCAAAGGACAAGAGGUUGCUUCUAGUCGUCUUGGAAAGGGAGUUAAAACAUGUUUUGACCUUGCUGGCACUUCAAAUAGAAGGAUUCAUAUGACUACGGAUCCUGUAAUGUGGAGUGUGGAACAAGUUAGGAACUGGCUGUUGUGGUGCACCCAGGAAUACAACCUCCACGACCUAGAUAUCAACAAAUUUGAGAAUAUCGACGGAAGUGUAAUCUGUAAAUACAGCACGUCUGAGCUCUGUAGGUUAACGAGUCCUUACAUUGGGGAGAUACUGAUGUCUCAUCUCACCUUCCUCCGCACAGAAGCUGAUCGCCGAUCAUUUGAUGGCGCAUGCUCAUCUCUUCCCGGCAAUGGCUUUUCAAGCAAUGAUAUCUAUGCUUCAUUUAAGAUAUCAAAAGUUAAAGUCGGCGUUAUAAAUGAACUAAUGAGUGAUAUUAAGCAUUUGGAGAUGCAGAUGCAAGCAAUCAAGCAGCAACCCAUGGACGUGUAUCACCCUUGCACAUUCCCAGCCUUCACUCCCAAUAUGCAUAUAUACCCGGGGAACUAUGAUUCCAGUUACAGUAAGUCAUCAUGGGGACAACCAAACGGCGACAAUCAAAGUUACUCCCAUACUCCACUUCCGGUUCCACCGAUGUCAAAACCAGCAAUGGAGACUACUCAAUGGCGCCCCCCUCAGAAUUCUAUAG